Aegilops tauschii subsp. strangulata is the source of this 2633-nucleotide messenger RNA. RefSeq names its product protein NRT1/ PTR FAMILY 6.1. Gene Ontology annotation, molecular function: transmembrane transporter activity. The record is from RefSeq and is a predicted model, not a curated record. Gene Ontology annotation, cellular component: membrane. Lineage: Eukaryota; Viridiplantae; Streptophyta; Magnoliopsida; Poales; Poaceae. Gene Ontology annotation, biological process: transmembrane transport; oligopeptide transport.
AGUGGCCAGGUGUUGUUGUUUGCCUAGGCGUGGUGAGUGCGGUGCGGUGCGGUGGUUGGAGCACGCGUGCAUGCUAGUAAUCUACUCUAUCAGCUCGGUCCAGGCCUGCACUCCUCUGCCGCGUGCACCACUGCCUCUGUCUACGAGUGUGUUUCAUUUAGCGACCACGGCCUCAUGUGAGCAUGGCAGCUUCCAUUCAUUCAUUCAUUCAUUUCAUGGGCUGGUUCAUGGCCAUGGUGUGAUUCUAGUUUAGUUACUGCACAGCACAGCAGCUCCAUCUCCAUCUCCAUGUCUAUGGACGGCACUUCCCUCGUUCCACUUCCAACUUCAACUUGAAGCGUGGCGUGCCACCAUGCAUGCAUCGUCCUUGUCAAGCAGGCUUAAUGCUGCCAUUAACUACCUCCUUCCUUUCUCGCUGCCAUCCUCCGCCAUAAAUCCUUGCUCCCGUCUCCAUGGAUCCCUAGAAGCAGAGCACGGCAGAGCAGACGCCACUCUCUUCUUGCAUAAUUUUCAUCUGCGCAACCUCUCGAUCGAAUCGCCUCAACUGUAGCCGCCGUGAUGGAGGAGCCACCACUUACACCGCCGCGCAACAAGGCCGAGGAGAUCAAGUCGCCGCCGACACCGCGGGAGGCCCUCAAGACGAGCUCGCUCUCCCUGCAGCGCAAGAAGCUCGGCUCCCACUUCCUGGAGAGCGACGAGCGCCGCCGCUUCUACAACGCAUCCUCCUCCUCCGCCGCAGUGGGCACGACGCCGCUGGACAUCCGGGGCUUGCCGAUCCCAGAGCGCGACCUGCCGCGCACGGGCGGCUGGGUGGCCACCUUCUUCAUCUUCGGCAACGAGACGGCGGAGCGGAUGGCCUACUACGGCCUCAGCGUCAACAUGGUGGUCUUCAUGUUCAAGGUCAUGCACCUCCCCUUCGCCGCCUCCGCCAACGCCGUCAACAACUUCCUCGGCAUCUCCCAGGCCUCCUCCGUGCUCGGCGGCUUCCUCGCCGACGCCUACCUCGGCCGCUACUGGACCAUCGCCGCCUUCACCACGCUCUACCUGCUGGGCCUCAUCGCGCUCACGCUCUGCGCCACGCUCCCGGCGCUCGUCCCCGCCCAGGACGGCUGCGACAAGCUCGCCAUGCUGCUCGGCGGCUGCGCGCCGGCGGAGCGGUGGCAGAUGGCGUACCUCUACACGGCGCUCUACGUCACGGCGUUCGGCGCCGCGGGGAUCCGGCCGUGUGUGUCCUCGUUCGGGGCCGACCAGUUCGACGACCGGAGCGCGGGCUACAAGCGCCGGCUGGACCGCUUCUUCAACCUCUUCUACCUCGCCGUCACGGUGGGCGCCAUCGCCGCCUUCACGCUGGUGGUGUACAUCCAGAUGCACCGCGGCUGGGCGGCCGCGUUCGGCGCGCUGGCGCUCGCCAUGGGCGCCUCCAACGCGCUCUUCUUCGCGGGCACGCCGCUGUACCGGCACAAGGCGCCGGGGGGCAGCCCGCUGACCAGGGUGGCGCAGGUGCUCGUGGCCGCCUUCCGGAAGCGGAACGCCGACUUCGCAGACGGCGGCUACGUGGGGCUCUACGAGGUGGCCGGGGCCAAGUCGGCCAUCCGCGGCAGCGGCAAGAUCGAGCACACCGACGACUUCCGGUGGCUCGACAAGGCGGCGCUCCGGCUCGACGACGACGACGAAGAGGACCCGUGGCGGCUGUGCACGGUGACGCAGGUGGAGGAGGUGAAGAUCCUGGUGCGGCUGCUGCCGGUGCCGGCGUGCACGGUGAUGCUGAGCGUGGUGCUCACCGAGUUCCUGACGCUGUCGGUGCAGCAGGCGUACACGCUCAACACCGGCCUCCUCGCCGGCGCUGUGCACCUCCCGGUGACCUGCAUGCCGGUGUUCCCCUGCCUGGCCAUCUUCCUGGUGCUGGCGCUCUACUACCAGACCUUCGCGCCGCUGGCCCGCCGGAUCACCGGCCACCCGCACGGCGCGUCGCAGCUGCAGCGGGUCGGCCUGGGCCUCGUCUUCUCCGUCCUCUCCGUGGCCUGGGCGGGCGCCUUCGAGCGGUACCGGCGGCGGUACGCGGCGGAGCACGGGUACCUGGGCCUCUUCCUGUCGCCGAUGCCGGGGCUGAGCGCCUACUGGCUGCUCAUCCAGUACUGCCUCAUCGGGGUCGCCGAGGUGUUUUGCCUCGUGGGCCUCAUCGAGUUCCUCUACCAGGAGGCGCCCGACGCGAUGCGCAGCGUGGGGUCGGCGUACGCGGCCGUCGCCGGCGGCAUGGGCUGCUUCAUGGCCACGGCGCUCAACAACGCCGUCGACGCGGCCACAGGCGACGUCCGGAACGGGAGGCCGUCGUGGCUGGCGCAGAACAUCAACGUCGGGAGGUUCGACUACCUCUACUGGCUGCUGGCCGUGCUCAGCACGAUCAACUUCGCCGUCUUCCUCUACUUCGCCAGCAUCUACAAGUACAGAACGCCGCCGCCGACCACCACCGCCGGCUCCAACAGCAGCAAGGUGGAGGUCUCGGUGGUUUCCGGCCACAAGUGAAGUGAAUGAAUGAAAUACUUGAACAGAACUUGGUUUUUUUGCAGCCAAAUUUCACUUGGAUUAAAUUGUGGACUAAUUUCAACGAGUACACAAUUUGAUCAUCAUUUUCA